AUGUAUUUUUCUCUCACGCUCCAACCGCGGCCAGCGAUGGACGUCGGGAGUGUUCCUGUGGAGCUGACGACUCGACCCCGUGCGAAUGUGGCUUUCUGCGGUCUGGAUCUCGGUAAACCAGAACAUCAGACAGUAUGGGAAGCUUUUACUGAAUCGCGGGGCUCUGAGCGCGAGUUCCUGCGAUUCACCAACUACGACUUGAGCCACGUUUUCCCUCAAGCGAAGACAAAGCGGACAUCUUAUGAAGCCUACGUAGAGCGAGGAAUUCUCAAAUCGAACUGGCUCCACAAGCACACGAAGCUUAUUCCUGCCGUCGGGGUGUAUUUCUUCGAUCUUGACUGGGAUGAAGGUGAUUUCACAACGCUCAAGGAUCAGUGCGCCCGGGAGCUCUUGCAGUUCAAGAAGAAUCUUUCCGGCAGAGACAGCAGAUUAUGUCUAGUUUUGGUCCAGCGAAGGGCCAGCUCGCCGGUGAACGACAACAAACUGGCUGCAGAGAGAGCUCAUGAUUUGACUCAGGCCUGCGAGAUACCGCUGAAAUCCCUCUUCGUUCUUCAAUACACCGAACAUCUCCUUGGCUUCGUCAUGAGGCUCGAGACAGCUAUAAUGGAUAUGGCGAAAUCUUACUACUCGGGAGAGUACAGGAGACUCUCGGCUCAGAACCAACUGUUGACCAAAGGCUCGCAUCAGUUACUUUUCAUCAGGCAUCAUUUCAAGAUGGGAACCUUCCAGGAAUUAAAACAAGAUCUAACUGCGGCGGGAAAGCACUAUAAACAGGCAUAUACCUUCCUCGCCGAGCUUCGGGCGACCGAUCCGAAUUUACUUGAAGUGAAAACGGUCGCGGGAAUAAUUAAUUACAAGAUAUGCCAGCUCCUAUUUGAGCAGAACUCGCCCCUCGAUGCUAUCCAUCAGCUUCGGCGUCACAUUGAGAACUUCAAGACCUCGGUCGGACCUGCCGCACUCGCUUUCGAACACUACGCAUGGCUGAGCAGGCAGAAUUCUCUCUUCGGGGACCUAUUCGACCUCGCUGUUCGACGGGGCCUGGUGCCAAUUCAAACGCAACAUCCCGGUUUCUACUACUUGUCGGCCGCUCAGCAUGCACUUCUCCGGAAAAAAGCGGCUCAGCAGCUUUGCCAGGCGAUGACAUUAUUCUCCCGACGGCAGGACGCCCCAGACAUCCCGGAACCCGAUCCCCUCAUCGAUGCAGGAAGCGUACCAUAUUACGGACAAAGGCCGUGGCGGGCGGCUGUCGCUAAGGGAGAAGCUCCGGACCCACAAUUGGAGGAAAUCGCAAUCAAAGCGUUGCAGUAUCACGAGAAACACACCAAUCAGUCUAACAUCAUCAUCCCCCUCUUGAGUGGUGCGGUGUCCCAGUUCAAAAAAUACAGAGGACCGAGGCACAAGCGUCGCCAGAUGGUUCUGUUGGCCGAAGAAUACAUCGCGAACUCAGAACAUGACAAGGCACUGUCUAUCCUGAUGCAUGUUCUACUGGACUAUCGGCAGGAACGCUGGCCAUCCCUCCUGACAGAAAUCUUAGCGACGGCUCUCCGGGCGGCUUACCUAGCGGCUAAUCCGGUGCAUUAUCUCACCUUGGCUAUCGAGUACAUGUCCGCGUGGACUGAUUGUUCCCGUGAACUCCGGGAUUCUCUCCUGAACGAUGUUGCGCGGAUUCUCGACGGCCAGAUUCCGACGAAGCCCUUCGCCGACUUAGAAGACAAGAGUUCUCUGUGGACCGACAAAUUGCAGACGGCCCUGAAACCUGAUUGCCCGGUCGUUCUCGAUAUGGACAAGCUACGCUCCUGCAUACAUUGCAAAGCGUAUUUCAAGUCUCCGACGUACUCCUCGGACGAAACUAUCCAGCUCCUCGUGUACGUUCGAUCAGAAUUGAACCUGGAUAUCAAUUUCGUCUCCAACUUUAGCGUGCAUUUCAACCACAAUGUGUACGACAGUCAGUGCGCUGUGACAGAUCCCAGAGUUCUGGGACUAGUCGCGGGCAGGACGCACACAUUCAACUUCACUUUCCCGGCUAAUCAACAGCAUGUCGGAGGUCAGAUCAAGGUCGUCGGCGUCUCAAUGAUUUUAGGCAAUCAAAACUGGUCGGGAACGGCCCCGAAGCCGCUGGUGAUGUUGAAAUGGUCGGCAGCGUCCUUAGGUACACAGUUCUUCAAACUGGCUUGGGAUCCGAUCCCUCAGAAGAAGACCGAACGGGAAUCGAGCUUCAUGGAGUUGCCUCAUCGGCUCUCUGCCACCAUCGCGCAUCGCCCCGCUCGCAUGAGCCUGAAAUGGUCUCUAGAAGGCCCCGCGCUCUGCGAGGAACUGCUACCGCUGAAAAUUGAAUUGACCAACAAUGAGUCCGGAGACAUCGGCAACGUCCAGGCGACUAUAACCACGACAUCAGCGGGAACAAACUUCACUCUCGAUCCGAAUCUCGCAGCGGAUCGGCCGUCUCUCACCGUAGACAUUCCCCCGAUCCGGUCGGGCUCUAGUCAAUCCGUCAGCGUCUUGGUCCGCUCGACGGAGGUCGGAACGAAAGACGUCGACUUGACGAUUUACUAUGAAACCUCUCUAAAUGUAGAAUCCGAAGGAAAGAACGUCCUGUGCAAGUGUCACCGACACGACGUCAUGAAACUGAGCGUGGAGAGAGCCUUCGAUUUGGGAGGCUUCCUCCUGAGUAGAAAAGUAAGCCCGAUCAGUAAGAUCCGCGCGGGCGAACCAUUCAUCCUGGCGGUGGAUAUUUCUAGCCGUUCCGAAUGUGGACAUGGUCUAGAACUUGGGGAGUGUGCCGUAGAGUUGGGUUCGAACGUCAAGUCCAUUGGAAACUCGAACCACGUCGAUUCCCUUCCAGGCUCCUCUCAAGUUUUAGGAGUCCAGCUCCUGAAAGGAGAAACAGCGCGAGAUUGCUAUUUCCUGCAAGCGGACAACCCGACGGAAACCGAAGUUACCUCACUCGGAGUUUUCCGUUACAAAUGGAAAAGGGAGACCUACCAACAUUGGAACGAAGGGCGUUUCAUUCUUCCAUCUCCUAUCGUUUUGACGUGCCCGAUAUCGCUCAACCUUCGAACUCCACCUCAUGCGCGAGUCCGCACGCCUCUGCCGGUGCAGUAUUCAUUGUUGAAUCGAAGCGACCGAAUCCAGGAAAUUAACCUGCAGAUGAACUCUUCCGAGGCUUUCAUGUUCUCCGGCAGCAAACAGCUGUCGCUCCGGAUCCCGCCGGGGAAAAAAGAGUUCUUGCAAUACAACCUCUAUCCGCUAGUGGCUGGAUACGUGGCUCUGCCGAAACUUCAUCUGCAACUCGAUCCGGAAACCACACCUGUGGAUCUGGAUUCAAUCGUCGACGAGAUGCUGCCAGCCUACAUUUUUGUGAUGCCGCACGGCAAAGGAGCCAAGAGUCCCAGCUGA
Messenger RNA from Galendromus occidentalis (western predatory mite), 3396 nucleotides. RefSeq names its product trafficking protein particle complex subunit 11 gry (gene gry). The transcript is spliced from 20 exons. The record is from RefSeq and is a predicted model, not a curated record. NCBI's taxonomy places the organism in Eukaryota, Metazoa, Arthropoda, Arachnida, Mesostigmata, Phytoseiidae. Bases 1 to 3396 code for a protein of 1131 amino acids. Gene Ontology annotation, cellular component: cytoplasm.